AUGAACAAGAUCCGAAAGUUUUUCCGAGGAAGCGGGCGAGUCCUGGCGUUUAUAUUCGCCGCUUCUGUCAUCUGGCUGCUCUUUGACAUGGCAGCUCUCCGCCUCUCAUUCAGCGAGAUCAACACUCGUGUCCGCCAGGAGGACGCCCGGAGGGAGCAGAUCGGAUUCCGAGUGCAGCCGGACCAAGUGAACCUGUUUGACAGCGGCCUGAGAGAGAUGCACCUCGGCCUGAGGAGAAAUAGGAAAGGGAUGUGGGGCAAAGAGAACUUUAGAAAGACGAAGAAGAGUGUGCACUACGCGGGGGAAGAUUUGGACCCAACUCAAAGAGAAAGAAAAGUGCAGGACGUCCCAGGGAGGGACAAGGUUGCACCUUUGUGGCACUCCGUGCACCUACAGCCCCUCCCAAUAACGCAUGCCAAGCAAAAGACAGAGGAGCAAGGGACCAAACACGAAACCUCCUCUCACCGAGUGAGACCAAAGCAAACAACAGCUCAGGGGGCUCAGGAAGACCCAUCCACAGCAGCAAGAGGAACUCCGUGGGUCAAAAUGUCUCUACACACAGGACUUCUUGGUGUAAACCAGGAGGUCUUAGAAAGCCAUGCUCUCAGCAGUGAUCCAUCCAAAAAGGCAGUGGAAAGGGACCAAAAUGUGACUGCCAAUCUUCAUAUUGAAAAGCCAAAGCAGCACUCACACACAGUCACCAAUGAGAGGACACUGCUUGUGGGGCCCAAAUCCGGGGAUACACCAGCCUUAAACAAAUCUGAGAUUCAGCGCAAAGAACUGAACGCAAAAAAGCACGAAGUCAAUAAGGAUCUUCCCCCUUCUAAGUUGACCGCCAACCCAAAUGGAUUAAAGAAGCAAUCCAUUAAUGAGACACAGCUGGGAGGCCUGCCAAAGGCUGAUAGGGCCAAAGUGGCUCUUAGGAAGAAAUUCAAUUUUUCUGAAAGCCAUGUUGUGAUCAUAACCAAGGAAGAGGAGUUAAAGGUGGAUACCAAAGCGAUCAUGAAUUCUAAAACCCAAACUAUAUUUCCUAAAGUGUUGGGUGCAAAUCAAGAGAAAAAUAUUUCCAGGAAUAGAAGUGAGGUGGCUUUCUUAAGACUGUCUCAAAUGGACCAAUCCUUAGCUAAGGAGGUAGAACUGGCACAAGCUAACUUAACAGGCCAAGUCCAGCCUGCAGUGCAGAAUCAAAGUCAUAUAAAAGCCCAUUUACCUGAACCCCAUGGGAUGCACCAGGUGUUAAGAAUUGAUGAGACACUUUCUCCAAGGGAUCCCAAAGCUCCCGGCCAGUUUGGACGCCCUGUCAUUGUUCCCCGUGGGAAGGAGAAAGAGGCCGAGCGACGAUGGAAAGAAGGAAACUUCAAUGUCUACCUUAGUGAUUUGAUCCCAGUGGACAGAGCCAUUGAGGACACAAGGCCCACUGGGUGUGCAGAACAGCUAGUUCACAAUCACCUUCCAACCACCAGUGUGAUCAUGUGCUUUGUGGACGAAGUGUGGUCCACUCUCCUGAGGUCAGUGCACAGUGUCCUUAACCGUUCGCCCGCACAUCUCAUCCGGGAGAUUCUGCUGGUGGAUGACUUCAGCACCAAAGACUACCUAAAAGAUCAUUUGGAUAAAUACAUGUCUCAGUUUCCAAAAGUCCGCAUACUUCACCUCAAAGAGCGACAUGGUUUGAUAAGAGCCAGACUGGCAGGCGCCCAGCAUGCAACAGGUGAUGUGCUGACAUUCUUAGACUCUCAUGUGGAAUGUAAUGUUGGCUGGUUGGAGCCUCUCCUGGAAAGAGUUUAUUUAAGUCGAAAGAAAGUGGCCUGUCCAGUUAUUGAAGUCAUCAAUGAUAAGGAUAUGAGUUACAUGACCGUGGACAAUUUUCAAAGAGGAGUCUUUGUCUGGCCCAUGAACUUUGGUUGGAAAACAAUUCCACCAGAUGUCAUUGCAAAAAACAAAAUUAAAGAAACGGAUGUUAUAAGGUGCCCAGUCAUGGCUGGUGGAUUAUUUUCUAUUGAUAAAAGUUACUUUUUUGAACUUGGGACAUAUGACCCUGGGCUGGAUGUGUGGGGUGGAGAAAACAUGGAGCUCUCAUUCAAGGUGUGGAUGUGCGGUGGAGAAAUUGAGAUUGUCCCCUGCUCCCGAGUUGGGCACAUCUUCCGAAAUGACAACCCGUAUUCCUUCCCGAAAGACCGUAUGAAAACAGUGGAGCGGAACUUGGUGCGUGUUGCCGAGGUCUGGCUGGAUGAAUACAAGGAGCUCUUCUACGGCCACGGCGAUCACCUCAUGGACCAAGGCUUCGAUGCUGGAAACCUCACCCAGCAAAGGGACCUUCGCAGGAGGCUGAAAUGCAAAAGCUUCAAAUGGUACUUGGAGAACGUUUUUCCGGACUUGAAAGCGCCCAUUGUAAGAGCUAACGGUGUGCUUAUUAACCUGGCCCUGGGUAAAUGCGUUUCCAUUGUGAACAGCACGGCUCUGCUGGAAGACUGUGAUGGGAGCAGCAAGUUCCAACAAUUUAACUAUACCUGGUUAAGACUUAUCAAACAUGAAGAAUCGUGCCUAGCUCCGCUCCCUGACCAAGGAGCCCCAAAGCUGCACCCUUGUGAUAUCAGAGACAAAGGGCUCAAAUGGCUGCAUAAAUCAACAUCUCUCUUUCAACCAGAACUGGUGAAUCACAUCAUUUUCGAAAACCAUCAUCCGUUGUUGUGCUUAGAAGGAAAUUUUCCUCAGAAGACCCUAAAGACAGCUCCUUGUGAUCCAAAGAAGCCAAGUCAAAAGUGGAAUUUUGAAAACUAUUAUGAAGAUUGAAGAGGACCUGUUAUUAUUAUUUCGAAAACCUAUUAAAACCAACUACAAAACCCAUCCAUUCUGAUUCACGGGGCCCUCACUUGCCACAAAAUAGAACUGAGCAUCUUAGGGUUUUCCUUUCUGUAAUCUUCACAGAAGCAAAUCACCUGGCCUUUCUUCUACAAUGAGGUUGGGUGGGUUCGAACUACCAACCUUUUGGUUACAGGCAAGCACAAAUCAUUUGCACCAGCUAGGUACUUAAUAAGCCCAUUAAAUACUGUGCAAAUAAUAGAAAGUUUGGUGACUGUAUUUCUCAGCAGUACUUGAAAUGUUCAAUUUAAAUAGUGUUUGAAUGGAAGAUGGAA
Molecule: messenger RNA, 3134 nt
Organism: Echinops telfairi (small Madagascar hedgehog)
Lineage: Eukaryota; Metazoa; Chordata; Mammalia; Afrosoricida; Tenrecidae
Gene: GALNT5
Product: polypeptide N-acetylgalactosaminyltransferase 5
Exons: 10
Coding region: 1-2790 (929 amino acids)
Cellular component (GO): Golgi apparatus
Source: RefSeq, a predicted model, not a curated record